This is a messenger RNA of Mercenaria mercenaria, 7822 nucleotides long. Its product is annotated as DNA-(apurinic or apyrimidinic site) endonuclease 2-like. The coding region runs from base 78 to 1763 and encodes 561 amino acids. The transcript is spliced from 7 exons. Gene Ontology annotation, biological process: base-excision repair. Gene Ontology annotation, molecular function: double-stranded DNA 3'-5' DNA exonuclease activity; endonuclease activity; zinc ion binding. The record is from RefSeq and is a predicted model, not a curated record. Gene Ontology annotation, cellular component: nucleus. Lineage: Eukaryota; Metazoa; Mollusca; Bivalvia; Venerida; Veneridae.
UAGACGUUGAAAGAUGCUCUGAAAAAGAAUGAUAUGUAAAUACAUAAAAGCAAAAAUUGAUUAAAGACAAUUUAAACAUGAGAAUCUUGUCUUGGAACAUUAACGGGAUUAGAGCUAGUAAAUUAAAUUUAAAAGAUCUAUUUGAGUCUUUUAAUGCUGAUGUAAUAUGUCUUCAAGAAACAAAAGUAACUCGGGACAUGCUGGAUGAGCCUACAGCUAUUGUUGAUGGCUACAAUUCUUACUACAGCUUCUCUAGGAAAAGAAGUGGAUAUUCAGGCACAGCCAACUUCUGUAGGGACAGCGUAACACCAGUCUGUGCAGAGGAAGGUCUGGCUGGUACACUGACUGUCAGUGAGACAGGAAGUGUAGGUAACUAUGGUAACCAAACAACAUUCAGUGAUGAUGAACUGAAGGACCUUGAUGCAGAAGGCAGGACUGUGAUCACACAACACAGGAUUAGGCUUGAAGAUGGGACUGAGAAAGACUUGGCUGUGAUCAAUGUAUAUUGUCCCAGAUUUGACCCAGAAAGACAUGACCGCCACCACUAUAAACUGAGGUUUUAUGCUCUACUUCAGACAAGAGCUGAGGCAUUGUUAAAGAGUGGAAGUCAUGUAAUAAUCCUGGGAGAUAUCAACACAACACACAAAGAUAUAGACCAUUGUGAUCCUGAUGAUGAAGCGUCAAACAAGAGACCAAGCAGACUAUGGUUAAACCAGAUGUUUUGGGAACAAGACAAGGAUCCGAGCCUUGAUACCGAUAUUGACAAGGAGGAAUUUAGUGCUGCUACUCCGUAUACAGUUGGUGGGAAGUUUGUCGAUACUUACAGAUUCUUCUAUCCUGAAAAGGAAGGUGCAUUUACCAACUGGUGUACUCUGACCAAUGCCAGAGCUACAAACUUCGGUAGAAGACUGGAUUAUAUUCUAGCAGACAUUGAUCUUGCCAACAAAUGUCUCAAGGAUGCCAGCAUCAUGCAGGAUGUAGAGGGCUCAGACCACUGUCCUAUAAAGAUCGAAUUAAAUUGUAAAUGUUUACCAGCAAAAACCUGCCCUCCGCUGUGUACCAAAUUUAUGCCCGAGUUCAGUGGUAAACAACAGAAGUUAUCUACAUUCUUCACAAAGUUAACAAAGAAAGAGGUUAACAGUUCUCUCAAUAUCUGCAAAAAUAAUAAAGAAAGUGAAAACAUUGUGAAAAAGGAAGAACCAAAAAGUAGUCCGGAAGGUGUAAAAAGUUUAAAAAGACCAGAAAAAUCAAAUAGUUUUUCACAGCCAUUAAAAAGACAGAAAACUACGGAGUUGAAAAAAACUGACAGCAGUUCCAAACAAGCAAGUUUAAUGUCUUUCUUUAACAAAGGGGCAGAAUCUAAGAAAAGGGCUUUAAAGAUAAAUCAGACUAUGAAAGUAGAGCAGAACAAAAGUUCGGAUAAACUUGAAACCAUGGAAACAUCAAGCAAGUAUUUCAGUAACGAGGAUAAAACUAGGUCUAAUCCUGAGGCAGAUGAUAAUGAGGGUAAAACAGCAAAGACAACUAGCAUUGUUAAUGAAAACACCUCAGAAACUGCAAAUGCAUGGAAGAAUCUGUUAGGUGGACUUGGCCCGGCUCCCUUGUGCAAAGGUCACAACGAACCAUGUGUGUUACGAAUGGUAAAAAAGCCGGGCCCAAACAAAGGGAAGCAAUUCUAUACCUGUGCAAGAGGAGAGGGUUUGAAAUCCAAUCCAGAGGCAAGGUGCGACUUCUUUAAGUGGGUCGUGAAAAAGAAGACAUGAUGUGACUUUGUAAGAAAGUGGUGUGUGUUUAACAAAACAUGCUAAACUUAACUGAAAUUUACCAAAAACAUAACAGUUGUUAUACAGGACAGAAAUGUUGUUCGGCUGAAUUAUUCAGUGAAGCAAAAUGUGAAACUUAGUCUUUAAAUCAAACAAGAUGAGUUUGCGUAUAAAAAUUAAUAUAUGAUUGUGCUUAUUAAGUUAGUGUACAAAGAAGACUGUGCCAAUUUUUGGCAUGACAAUAUGAAGUAUAUGGAGAGCUAUCCUACAUGCCCUUGUGUCAGCCACAGGCACACGUAUAGCAUCCUGGGUGAAAAAAAAGGAGACAAAAAUCCCUAUUUUCAUCCCAAGUCAAGCCAAAAAGAAAAAAAUACAUUGAAAGAUGAACUGCUUUCAAAUGAUAUACAGAAGAGACAAGGCCACUUGCUGUUGUGGACAGUUUAACAAACUAUAUACCACUGUAUCAUGUGUUGUUACACAUUGUUACAAAAUGAGACUGACCUCAAGUCUAGAGCCCCUCCCAUUCAUGAAAUAUGUCAGGAAACUAGGGUACCAGCUAGCUAAAAUUGGGGCACAAAAGAAUAGUACAAAUACUUAGGCUAAAGUUAGCUUGUCAGUGAAACACAUGUCAAAUUUACUAGCAUUACGGGCAAGAACAACUGAAUACAUGAAGUAAGGUCGCUCAACUCGGGUCUAUAGUUUCUGCUAUUGACUUGUCUUCAGUUCAACAUAGGUUUGCUGGGCUAGAGUCAAAAUGAAAUCUUUAAAUAUAUAUAUAUUUAUGGUGUCAUGUAAUAAAACAUUUAUUGAAUGGCUUAAAACUACAGUUGAAACUGGAUAACUCGAACUGACUUAUCUUGAAAUAAUGCUUACUUUUUCAAGUCCCAACUCAAAAACAUACGCAUAAAAUAUCAUUUUAACUCAAAUUUCGGUUAUUAUUAUUAUUAUUAUACCAGAUUUAUAUUGGGCCCUUUUCAUGAUCAAUUUCACGUUCAAAAGCGCUUUACAUAGUUCAAAUGCAGCCACACAGGGCGCAUAAUUCAUCCUCUACUAGUACAGACACAGAGCGAUUUGACCAGAGGGACAGAGUGAGACAAAGCUCCCACGACAGAGAGAUCAGAAAUCAGAUACAGGCUUGUCCGCUAACUUAGCCUAGCUCGUUGCGAAUAGACAGCCUGGUUCUUUAACGUGCCCAGUGUAUAGCACUGAUACAUGCAAGGAUUGCCUGGGUUCCUGACCAGUACACCUCUAGUUGGGGGGGGGAACACUGAAAAGCGUUUCUGAAAAUUCCCGAGUAGCUGCCGGGGAUCAAACCCCCGACCUCAGGAUAGGAAGGCCAGUGUGCAAACCACUGAGCUAUCCAUCCGUGAUACCUCGAAGUGAAAUGCUCAAUCCCUUGGAAUUCAACAUAACGAGUUUCAACUAUAUUUGCCUGCAGUCCUUAUCAAGCAAGUCUUUUAGUGAGUAUAUUAUUACACAACUCAACAUAUAAAUUGUCGUCCAAAGUUUGUGCUGUUGACCAGUCUUGAAGAAAAAAAAAUCAUGAAAAUGUAUUUCUGGUUUCAUAUUACAAAUACUUGUAGUUUGAAGAUUUUUGUCACCUCAACACCAAAAGUGGAUAACUACAGUGGCAUAUAGAAGAGCUUAUCCACUAGUCUUCCUGCCUUGUUAUAUAGUAAGGUUGGUAGUUAAGUUACUCGCGGAGAUCAACUCAAUCCAGGAAAAUUGGUUUGGUUCAUUUACGACCAUUACUCAAGAACAUAUUGUUGAAAAUGUGUAAAUCCCAAUUCAUAGAAAAAGCAUCAGUCACACAAAGAAUUUCAAAUUAAUUUUUGUAUAAAAAGCAUAACUCUUGCUUAAAGUUCUGCUUUUGCCUUUUGACUCCAUUAAAUCAAGUUCUGUCUUUAACUUAUUCCAUAAGGCACGCAGUACUUUUCUUAUGGCGCACACAACAGGCAUGAGUUUUCCUUAAGCUUAAUUGAACAAGUGCGUUCAAAAUGUCCUAUUCUUUCAAAAAUGUCUCUAAACUCAGUCAUUAAAGGAUGAACCAUAGUAUUUUUUUGGUCUGUGGCAUACGUUAAUUGAAUUAAGUAGAGAUUGCAUGAUGUUUGUAGAUUUAUCAGCAAAGGGGCGUUUUUCUGAUUUACAACAUAGAACAUAGAACUCAGCCUGAGAUCUUUGUAAACGCAGCGGAGGUGUAUUCUACCAAUAACAGCAAGGAGCCAUUAAUGUUUAAUUUUCGGAAUUUUUCAUGUGGGAGUAUGUUGACCUGGCUUCCUGUACCAAUUUUUGCAUCAAGGCUUAAGUUAUGAAUCUGGAUAUGGACAAUGGCCUGAUCUGGUCUAGAAUGUGAAUGAAAGUCACUUGCCAUGUGAACGAAAAAUUCAUCCUCACUCGAGUCAGUAAAAUCCAAAUUUUUACAGACUGAAUGCACAUUUUUAACUCACCUGAGCCAAAGGCUCAUGGUGAGCUUUUGUGACCGCUCAGCUUUUGUGACUGCUCAAUGUCCGUUGUGUGACGUGCGUUGUUCGUCUGUCAACAUUUUCUAAAAAAAAAUCUUCUUGAAAACCACUGGGCAGAAUUACACCAAACUUCAUAUGAAUGAUCCUUGGGUGGUCCCCUUUGAAAAUUGUUCAAAGACUUGAAUUCCAUGCAGAACUCUGGUUGCCAUGGCAACCGAAAGGAAAAGCUUUAAAAAUCUUCUUGUCCAAAACUGCAAGGCCUAGAGCCUUGAUACUUGGCAUGUGACAUCAUCUAAUGGUCCUCUAAGAAGAUUGUUCAAAUUAUGCCCCUGGGGUGAAAAGAGGCCCCGCCCCGGGAGUCCCAAGUUUUGCAUCGACUUAUAUAGGAAAAAACUUUAAAAAUCUUCUGUCUAAAACCACAAGACAUAGGCCUUUGAUAUUUGGUAUGUAGCAUUGCCUUGUGGUCCUCUACCAAAAUUGUUCAAAUUAUAACCCUUGGGUGAAAAGAGUCCCUGCCCCAGGGGGUCUCAAGUUUUACGUAGACCUAUAUAGGAUUUUUUUUUUUUAAAUCUUGUCUGAAACUGCAAGGCUUAGGCUUUUGAUAUUUGGUAUGUUGCAUUGCCUUGUGGUCCUCUACCAAAAUUGUGUAGCAGUGGAUCUCUUACAAGGUUGUUCAAAUUAUUACCCUGGGGUGAAAAGAGGCCCUGUCCUGGGGUCACCUGUUAUAUGAGUUAUAUAGGAAAAAGUACUUAAAAAUUAUUGGAUCAUAGUUCCUGAACUGUUUAAUUAUAAUUACCUGAUGACCUCUAGUGAUUAGGGGUCACCUGAUUGUGACCCUGACCUACUGACUUACUUUCUUGUUUUUUAAGAUACAGCCUUGAAAUUUGGAUGACAUGUACAGUUUUGCACACCAAUCUUAAAACUGACUUUCAGUGACCAUGAAUGUGACCUAUUGACCUACCGGUACUUUCUUUAUAUUUUAGCAUCAGUUUGCCAUUUGAAACAGGUGGCUCAUAUUACUCAGGUGAGAGAUCCAGGGUCAUCAUGACCCUCUUGUUAUCUGUUUCUGGUCUUCACAUUUUGGGGAAGUGAUUAAGUUUUGAAUACUUGUUACAUUUUAAGCCAAGUGCUGGACAGUCUGUUUGUUCGCUUGUCAGGGCGGCUGCGUCUUGUGGAUAUCCAUUCUGGUUGGUCAUGCUUAUUGUAUUCCUCUUUCCUUUGUUUGUUUAAAUGUCAUCCCCUGUGGGCAUUUGAUUGUGCUGCCCAAGAUCCUGCAUUCUGGGACAUAAUAGAAUCUAUCUCUUUGUCUUGAGCUUUCAUGGCCUCUAUUUGUUUUUAGCUCGACUUUUCGAAGAAAAAGUAGAGCUAUUGCACUCGCCCCGGUGUCGCCAUCGCCAUUGGUUAAAGUUUUUGAUAAAGUCAGAUAUCUCUGUUACUAUCAAAGAUAUUGACUUGAAACUUAAAAUAGUUAUUUACUAUCAAAGUCUACACCAGGAGAAACAAUCCCCAUAUCUCUGGUUUGAAUUUUGACAGAAUUAUGCCCCUUUUUAACAUAGAAUUUUUGGUUAAAGUUUUUGAUCAAGUCAAAUAUCUCUGUUACUAUCAAAGCUAUUGACUUGAAACUUAAAAUACUUAUUUACCAUCAAAGUCUACACCAGAAGAAACAAUCCCCAUAACUCUGAUUUGAAUUUUGACAGAAUUAUGCCCCUUUUUAACUUAGAUUUUUUUUUUAAAUUUUUUUGAUAAAGUCAAAUAUCUCUGUUAAUAUUAAAGCUUUUGACUUGAAACUCAAAAUAGUUAUAUACAAUCAAAGUCUGCACCAAGAGACACAAUUCCCGUAACCCUGAUUUGAAUUUUGACAGAAUUAUGCCCCUUUUUAACUUAGAAUUUUUGGUUAAAGUUUUUGAUAAAGUCAAAUAUCUCUGUUACUAUCAAAGCUUUUGACAUGAAACUUAAAAUACUUAUUUACCAUCAAAGUCUACACCAGGAGAAACAAUAUCUAUAACUCUGAUUUGAAUUUUGUCAGAAUUAUGCCCCUUUUUAACUUAGAAUUUUUUGUUAAAAGUCAAAUAUCUCUGUUACUGUUAAAGCUUUUGACUUGAAACUCAAAAUAUUUAUUUACUAUCAAAGUCUACACCAGGAGACACAAUUCCCAUAACUCUGAUUUGAAUUUUGACAGAGUUAUGUACCUUUUUAACUUAGAAUUUUUUUUACUGGUAAAGCUCUAAUUCAGAGUCAAGCACUGAGAAAUGCCGAGCGCGCUGUCUUAUGGACAGCUCUUGUUAGCUCACCUGUCACAUAGUCACAAGGUGAGCUUUUGUGAUCACCCUUCGUCUGUCUUCUGUCCACAAUUUCUUUUGAACAUGACAGAGACCACAUUUUGCAAUUGAUUUUGUUAAUACUCUAGAGGCCUUAUUUAUGACCCAAUCUUCAUGAAACUUGGAAAGAAUGUUUAUAUUGAUGAUUCCUAGGCCAAGUUCGAAACUGGGUCAUGUGGGGUCAAAAACAAGGUCACUAAUCGAAUCAAAGGAAAAGCUUGUUAACACUGUAGAGGCCAUAUUUAUGACCCUAUCUUCAUGAAACUUGGUCAGAAUGUUUAUGUUGAUGAUUCCAAGGCCAAGUUUAAUAGGUGAGCAAUAUAGGGUCAUCUUGACCUUCUUGUUUAUUAUAUUCAUAUGAUUGCGCAAUUUCCUUUGCCGUUUGCCAUGUUAGGUCUUUCCCUUUUUCUGUCAGCUUUUCGCAUACAUGUUUGGAUUGGCAUCCAAAUACUUCCCUCAUUGUUCUUUUGGAGUUUUCCCUUUAAGGGGCUCGUCGAACAUCAGCUUGCUGUGCCGUUCGAACUUGUGCCAACUGUCUGGGAGAUUGGUUGACUCCCAGUUCUUAGAAGUGUGUUGUAGUCCAUUGUUUCCUGUACCAUUGUAAGGGUUCACUUUACCAUUUAUCCCUUUGAGUCGUUUACACUUUUUAGCUCAACUAUUCAAAGAAUAGUCUAGCUUAAUUCUACCCACCCUGGCGUCGGUGUUGGUUAAAGUUUUGCAUGCAAGUACAUAUGGCUAUCAUUUAAAGGCAUAUAGCUUUGAAACUUAUUUUUUUCUUUUUCUAUGUCAAUUACCAACCUCACUGGAUCAAGUCCCAUAACUCUUGAUUUGUAUUUUGGUCAAAUUAUGCCCCCAUUUGGGCUUAGAAAAUCCUGGUUAAAGUUUUGCAUGGAAGUUAUUGUCUCCAAACUAAUGCAGAAUCUGAUAUUGAAUUGAAACUUCACAUGAUUGUGUCUUUGGGGGUUAUAAAGCUAGGUGAUAGCAUCAAGUCCCAUAACUCUGACAUGCAUUUUGGCCAAAUUAUGCCCAUUUUUGGACUUAGAAAUUCCUGGUUAAAGUUUUGCAUACAAGUUACUAUCUCCAAAACUAAUGCAGAUACUGGAUUUAAACUCUAAAGAUAUUUUAAUAUUUAGGGUAAUAUUCCUGCUUCUAGGACAAUUUAAAUAGUCGAGCAUUGGCUGUCUUACAGACAGCUCUUGUUUAAGAUCUUAUAAGAAAUACAUGUACUAACACAUGCAUAAUACAGUAAUAAACAAAUAAAACAUAAAUGCAUUUAUUA